AUGGUCUUUCCCGGUGAACGCUUCGUCAUCAAUCUGGACGACGACAAUGAACUAGCUCCAAACAUCCCUUCCUUCGAUGAUACAGCCUCUCCGUCGUCCCUCAUCGGCGAGAUCCAAGAACGUGCUCCAACCGCCGCUGCUCCUCCGGCGCCUAAGCCCCCGACCGGGACAGGGUUUCCUGAACAUAAGAAACGGUUUCAGCGGUCGGCUUUCAAGCAGCGCAGGGCGGAUAAGCAGCAGCAGCAGCAGGAACAGCAAGGACAAGGUCUCGCCACGCCUGUCAGCGAUGAUAAAAAGGCUAUCGAUGAGGAGAACCGUCGUCAGCUGGCGUCCAUGUCGGAUGCACAGAUACAACAGGAACGAGAAGAAUUAAUGUCUUCCAUCGACCCUGGUCUACUCGAGCGAUUCCUUCGCAGAGCCAAAAUUGACGACCCAGAGCCGCAACCCAAGCAAAAACCCGAAUCCUCCACAAAACCAACCAAAUCCGUAUCCUUCGAGGUCCCAGAACCCGAACCCCAAACAAAACAACCCUCACCACCAAAACCAGAACCGCAACUAUCACAACAAACACAACCCCCGAUCAACGAAGACCUCCCACCGCCGACACCCCCCUCCGACCUCCAUCCAGCCUCCGAACUCCCCCCCUCCUUCCACUUCCCAACACCACCCUCAUCCUCCUCAUCUGCCACCUUACCACCACUCGAUCCCUCUUCCCCGUCUUUUCUCUCCGACCUUCAAACGCACUACUUCCCAAACACCCCCCACGACCCCUCCUCCCUCACCUGGCUGCAGCCCGAGCCCUCCGCCGAAGAAGCAGGCAUAGAUACCUCCAGAACAUCGCCCUACGACCCUGAAAGUACCGCAGAAGCAAUCCAUCCUGCUGCGAUUCGGUUCUCGCUUACGGGUACUAUACUUGCGCCAUCGACUUCUUUGUCCCUUCCGACGACGCUGGGUCUGCAUCAUCACGGGAACGAUCCGCAGGCGGCGGGGUAUACGAUUCCUGAGUUGACUAUUUUGGGACGGUCGUCGUUCCCUGCGCAGCGGUGUGUCGCGUGGCAGGUUCUAGGCCGGAUAUUGUACAGACUGGGACGCGGGGAGUUUGGUGAGAGGGGGAGUCCGCUCGUUGAGGGGCUUUGGGAGGUUGUUGAGAAGGAGGGCGCUGUUUCAAUCAUGCUGGCUGAGGCGGAUGGUUUGAAUACAAAUACAAAUGAGGGUGAUGAUCGUAAGGUGCCGCUCAAAGGGGCUGGUAUUGGAAGACAUGCUAGUGCUACUGCUUGGGCUGUGGAAGGUGUUUGGCUCUGGCAGAAGAGUGGUGGUGGUGAUCGGGGAGUUUUGAAGGAGGGCACUAUUCGGCCGCGUUGA
Messenger RNA from Aspergillus chevalieri, 1362 nucleotides. RefSeq lists its product as uncharacterized. The record is from RefSeq and is a predicted model, not a curated record. Gene Ontology annotation, biological process: transcription by RNA polymerase II. Bases 1 to 1362 code for a protein of 453 amino acids. Gene Ontology annotation, cellular component: nucleus. The transcript has a single exon. NCBI's taxonomy places the organism in Eukaryota, Fungi, Ascomycota, Eurotiomycetes, Eurotiales, Aspergillaceae.